Boeremia exigua is the source of this 1913-nucleotide messenger RNA. RefSeq lists its product as uncharacterized. Gene Ontology annotation, cellular component: cytoplasm. The transcript has a single exon. The record is from RefSeq and is a predicted model, not a curated record. NCBI's taxonomy places the organism in Eukaryota, Fungi, Ascomycota, Dothideomycetes, Pleosporales, Didymellaceae. Gene Ontology annotation, molecular function: exopolyphosphatase activity. Bases 259 to 1683 code for a protein of 474 amino acids.
CCGUGUCGGAAGUUUCGAUAUUCGACACGCGCACAUGCCAGUACCUCAUCCACAUCAAGCCUGACGAGCCUUCUUCACCUUAACAGAGAGCAAAUCAAGAUCAUUAUGCAGAUUCAAGCUUCGCAGGCUGUACGUCGACCAAGGCCAUUCAAUGUCUUGAGUUUCAGAAUACCUUGAUGGCCAGCCCUAGCGAGCUUGGCUCUUACGUCAGUGCUCAACCUGGAAGCUCAGCUCUGUCUUAACCACUUCAAUGCUCGAAUGCGCCUGCGCUUCCUCCAGCUUCGACAUUCUUAUCCCACACACUGUGCAAAUAUGAAGUGGUUCCUCGCACUACCAGGCCUUCUGGCAGCCGGCCACGCGGCUGCCAUGCCGCAAUUGCGUGCGCAAUCGCAAACAGUCUUGAAGACUCCCUCCAAGCACAUCGGUGUCGGUCACUUUAGCGAAUGGAGCCGGGCUACGAAGAAGGCCUUCCUCAUGGACUGGCAAGCUGGCAAGUCUUCUGAAUGGACGAUCGUCAUGGGAAACGAGGGAGGUGAUUUAGAUUCCAUGACGGCCGCCAUAACGUGGGCUUACCACCUCGACCAUGCUACGGAAAACGACACGCAUCCAGUCAAGGCCAUCGCGCUCCUACAAACCCCCUCCCACGCUCUCGAUCUUCGACCGGAGAACAAGCUCGCGCUUGACAAUUCGCAGAUGACUGUACAUCAUGAAGAUCUUCUCACAUCGGACGAAGUACCUGAAGAUCCAGAAACGCUUUCGAGGAAGCUGAAGGGUAUCAUUCUUGUGGAUCACGGCGAGCCACUCCGCAAAUGGCGCGACGCAAAGAUCAUCAGCAUCUUUGACCAUCACAAAGACCGCGGUACUGCGCCGGAAGCCUCACCGCGGAUAUUCGAAAAGGUGGCAUCCUGCACGACUGUUGUUGCUCGGGAACUUCUCAACGAGCUCGAGAAGCUUCCCCAAGAGUAUCAUCUGAACCAUGAGUUUCUCGAGCUGAUCCUCUCCGCCAUCGCCAUUGACUCGGGCGGCCUGACCAGCGACAAGACCACCGACGAGGACAUCUCAGUCGCCAAGCGCAUCCUAGCGCGUAGCAACUGGAAAGACGACGAUCUCUCCAAAGUCAUGGAAGAGCUAGACGACGAACUCUCAUCCGCCCAAAAAGACAUCUCGCAACUUGGCCUGCGCGACCUGCUGCGUCGUGACUGGAAGGGGGACCUGAUCGACACGCCGUCGCCGCGCACCCCAACCGUCUCGCUCGGCUUUGCCUCCAUCCCGUACUCGCUGGACGAACAAAUCAAGAAGACCGACUUCGCGGAGCUCUUCGACUGGUUCGCGGUGCACGCUGCAUGGACCGCAGAGGCCGGUGUCGACAUCAGCAUCUGCCUGAACAAAUACAAGAUCAAGGACAAGAAGACAGGCAAGAAGGAGAAGAUUCGCGAGGUUGUGCUUACUGUGCGCGACGAUACGCGUGUGGAUCAGCAGCAGGCGGAUGCGUUGUUCAAGGUUAUCAAGGACGCGCUUGAGAACAACAAGGAGGGGAUUGAGUUGAAGCCGUGGCAUCGCGCGGAUGAGCUGAGUGCCAGGCAGAUGGUUUGGACGCACAAGAGUGGCGCGGGCAGGAAGGUGUUCAGGCCAAUUGUGGAGGACGCCGUCAUUGGGUGGGACAAAGUGGAUAUGGAGCUUUAGACAAUGACGAACUGAAGCAGAAGCCCUGUAUGUAGUAUGAGAUAUUGAUAUAUUGACUUUCGAGAUCUUUGUUAGAGGCAGGCAUGUCUGACCUUUUCUGUGUAUGGAUCUUUGUCACGCUCCACUGGGAUCCAAAUAACCAAACUUCAGAGCGACAUGCGUCUAAGUGAACAGAGGCAAUGGCGACCCUGUAUGUUGCUCUAGCAUCACAAUAUGCAUUGGCAACAGUU